AUGGCUAUGUUUGAAGUAUUAAGAAAAGAAUAUAGUGAUUAUUUACAACAGUGUUUUAAAGUGUCAGAUAUACAGACAUUUCAAAAGAAAUGUAUAGAACGUUGUUCAAAUGAUAAUGAUAGGAAAGCAGCAAUCGACCAAGCAUUAAGGGAUACUCUUCUUGUAAUAUUAUCUGAAAAUGUAUCAAGUAAUGUGCAAUUACUUGAGACUUACAUUACAUUCUGCAUUGAAUUAUGCAGAAAAGAUUUAGCAACUGCAAGUAUGCCAGUGAUGCUACUUGGUGACAUUUUUGAUUCUAUGACCCUUGACAGAUGUGAACAGCUUUUUACUUUUGUUGAAAACAAUGUGGUUGUGUGGAAAGAGGAUUUGUUCUUUAGUGCUUGUAAAAACAAUUUAUUAAGGAUGUGCAAUGAUUUACUUAGAAGAUUAUCUAGAUCACAACAAACUGUAUUUUGUGGAAGAAUUCUCUUAUUUUUAGCUAAAUUUUUUCCUUUUUCCGAGAGAUCUGGUCUUAAUAUUGUUAGUGAGUUUAAUUUGGACAAUUUCACAGAAUUUGGUUCUGAAAAAUCUGAGGGAGAUGAUAUGGAACAAAUAACUAAAGAUGAUGAUAAAUCAGAAACUAAAGUGCCAAUUGAUUAUAAUUUAUAUAGAAAAUUUUGGGCACUGCAAGAUUUUUUUAGAAAUCCUAAUCAGUGUUAUAGUAAAAUGCACUGGAAAGUAUUUUCAGCACAUGCUUCAAGUGUGCUAUCAGCAUUUUCAUCUUUCAAAUUGGAAGAACAACGCAAUUAUCCUUCAACAUGUAUUAAAAUUGAUUCUUCCAUUGAAGGAUCUCAUAAAGAAACCCCUUAUUUUGCUAAAUAUUUGACAAAUCAGAAAUUAUUGGAGCUACAAUUAUCUGAUUCAAAUUUUAGGCGAUAUGUAUUGCUGCAGUUUCUCAUUCUUUUCCAAUAUCUUAAUAGCACUGUUAAAUUUAAAGCUGAAACACAUGAAUUGAAGCCUGACCAAGUAGAUUGGGUGAAAGCAACUACGGAGCAAGUGUAUGCUUUACUGACAGAAACUCCUCCUGAUGGUUCAACAUUUGCUGAAACUGUUAAAAAUAUAUUGAAACGUGAAGAGCAUUGGAAUGCUUGGAAAAAUGAGGGAUGUCCGCCAUUCAAAAAACCAGCUUCAGAGUCUAAUAUUGACAUAGAAGAAUUAAAGAAAGCAAAGAGACCAAGACGUAGAAUUGGAGAUGUUAUUAGAGAUGCUCAAGCAAUUGGAAAGUACCAUAUGGGGAAUCCAGAACUCACAAAAUUAUGGAAUCUGUGUCCCAAUAAUCUUGAAGCAUGUAAAUCCAAGGAUAGAGAUUUUCUUCCAUCUUUAGAAACAUACUUUGAAGAAGCUAUUGUGCAAUUAGAUCCUAAUGCAAUGGUAGAAGAUGAAUACAAAAAAGUAAAUGAUGGGAACUUUGGUUGGAGGGCAUUGAGAUUAUUAGCUAGACGUAGUCCCCAUUUUUUUGUUCAUGGGAAUUAUCCUAUUAAUAAACUUCCUGAAUAUCUCGAAACAAUGAUUAAAAAAAUUGCUAAAGAUCGUCCACAGACACAGUCGGAUACAAAGUUAGAAACGGAAGAAACUCCACCACAGGAAGCUAAUGAUCAAGAAUUUAAUGAAGAUGUCCUAAAGCAAGAAAGUGAACAAGUUGAAGUCGAAAAUACAGAUUCCAAAGGACGAAAAUUAACGAAAGUAACCCCUGAAAUGGUGGCGAAACUGUCAGAAAUUUUGAAAAAUGAUUGGAAAAAAUUAGCAGCUAAGUUUGGUUACACAAGUGAUGAGAUUACGUUUUUCCAAGGAAAACCAACACCAUAUGAGCAAUGUAAAAAUAUGUUGGAAAUUUGGGCAGAAGAAGAUGUAGAUGCGUCGAUGGAAAAUUUAGCAUAUAUUUUAGAAGGUUUAAAAUUUACGGAAGCAUUAGCUAUUUUAAAAUCUUAA
This is a messenger RNA of Eufriesea mexicana, 1968 nucleotides long. It is a transcript of the gene Hpr1, whose product is annotated as THO complex 1-like protein Hpr1. The record is from RefSeq and is a predicted model, not a curated record. Bases 1 to 1968 code for a protein of 655 amino acids. Gene Ontology annotation, cellular component: THO complex part of transcription export complex. The transcript is spliced from 8 exons. Gene Ontology annotation, molecular function: protein binding. Gene Ontology annotation, biological process: mRNA export from nucleus; signal transduction. Lineage: Eukaryota; Metazoa; Arthropoda; Insecta; Hymenoptera; Apidae.